CGGCGAGGCGGUGCGAGGCGCGACCGCGCCGCUGUUGGUUCGUGAACACGAACAGAUGUGUACCGAUUGCCUUCCACGACGCACGUGUUUGUGAGUUCUGUGUUGUGUGUGAACUGUACCAGUGACGUGAACCCGCUAUAAGAUAUUACCCCUGCUUGUCGCCAAGUUGAAAUGUUGCACUUAUCGAAACUUUAAAGCUUCAUGUCAAUAAAGUUUCGAGGGUUCAGGAGUAGAACGCGCGAAGACAAAGAAAGUGACAAUUUCGAAAGUGUGAAAUCGAGGACUAGCCGGUCCUUGAUGAACCCUACAACUUACAAUCCUUGCGCCCUUACACUUUGUAUCUCCAAAAGGCCUUGUCGCUAUUCAGCUAGAGACCCAAGAUUAAGACAAUCAUCAAGAGAAAUCAGGAUCUCUUCGACGUAGAAAGUCUGUCCGGGUGUCAAACCCAAAUUCGGUAGAAAUCAACGUUCCUUAGAGGAGUGAAUUAGAGCACUGAAGUACGUACUUAGACCCGUACUUAAAACAAGCUCGCGUUAAAAACUAAUGGACUCGCAAAGAGCCCAGGCAAAUGGAAUUCCAGGGAAAGAGAAAGCAUUCAAGUAUGAACAAAAAGUACCGUCUGAAGAGGAGAAGACUACGUCUCCAUUGCUUUAUAAAACUGACAACAUUAAGUAUAUAGAUGCGGCGGAUGACGAGAAGUUGAACAAUGACGACAAACGUGAUAGAGAUCUAAAUACUGUCAAUUCUAUGAAAACGAAUCACGUUACAGAUAGUUUGGCUGUGUCCUAUACUAAGAAUGAAAAAGAUGAAGAUGCGGUUUCUACCAAUGAAGGAGUUAAGUUCUUGGGGUUGGGCGAUACGGACAGUAUUUGCUCGAGCAGACCGCCCGAAGACCAAGGCCCACAGAUACCUGACGGUGGUUGGGGAUGGGUAGUCGUAUUUGCGUCGUUCUUGAUCGCGACCGUCGCUGACGGUUUAGCCUUCUCGUAUGGAUUAAUCAAUGAAAAGUGGGUGAAGCACUUUAAUACGACCGAAGCUAAGGUUUCUCUGAUCGGAAGUUUGUUUAUAUCCGUCCCACUGAUAGCUGGACCUAUAAUGAGUGCGCUUGUAGAUCGAUAUGGAUGCAGGAAAAUGACCAUGUUAGGAGGCGUAGCCUCGACUAUUGGAUUUGUAGCUGCAGCAGUUAGUGACUCUGUGGGAGUUCUGUAUGUGACUUAUGGUCUCAUGGCGGGUCUAGGAAUGGGGCUCCUGUACGUCACCGCUGUUGUAUCCAUAGCAUAUUGGUUUGAAAAGCGAAGAAAUCUGGCUGUUGGACUUGGGUCCUGCGGCGUUGGGUUCGGAACAUUCGUCUACUCACCGCUGACGACGUUUUUAUUAGACUACUAUGGAUGGAGAGGAACACUCCUGAUAUUGGCUGGCACAGUACUUAAUGUGUGCGUAUGUGGUGCUAUCAUGAGAGACCCUGAAUGGUUGAUUGAGGAGCAGAAGAAAAAUAGGAAAUUAAGUAAAGCGAAAAGAGCGUCGAGCUCAAUAUCGAUUUCUGCAAAAUCUGCAAAAUCAGGCGGUGGCGAGUCAGUCUAUCCUGGUACAGAAGAGUUGAAAUCAUUGAUGAAGAGUGGGGAGACACCGGAAUAUAUACUAACAGCACUAGUAGCAUCAAUAGCGGAAGCGGAACAAGUGGAAGCGACGACCAAAAUGAAUGCAGAUCUAUCACAAGCCAACAAAGUUAGCUCUGUCAUAAACUUGCCAACAUUCUUACGACAGAGUGAGAAGGUUCCAGUAGAAGUUCUAGAUCUACUAUCAACGAAUAAACGUCUAUACAAUAUUAUACUACAAAACUAUCCAUCACUUCUCGCUUUAAGAAGCAACUCUGAGCAGAAGCUUCCAAUCGAACCGGCUGCAGACGUUUCUAAAAACAAGCCAAUUAAAAUGUCAAUGAAACUGAAAUUAAAUAAAAAAGAAAAAAAGAAGGAAUUUGAGUCAAAACUGGAUAUUGUAAGGGAGAAACUAUUACAACCUAUUCCAGAAAAUAAGCCAGCCAUUAUAGCUCCUAGAACUGACCGCCAGGAUUGGUGGAAUUUGAAAACAGAUAAUCACUACUUAAGAGGUAUUAGAGUACAUCGUAAUUCCAUUAUGCACAGAGGUGCCAUGAUGAACAUUGCGAAAUACAAGCUACGCGCGUCUUCAUGCCCUGAUAUUUAUAGAAAUUCCAUGUGGUCAAUGGAAGAACAAGAGAUUGAAGGCUCCUGGGGAAGACGCUUAAUCGACGCAUUGAACAAAACCUUCGACUUCAACAUGUUUACCGAGUUCCACUUCCUGAUGAUGAACAUCUCCACCCUAGUGCUGUUUAUCUGGUUCAUCGUGCCGCUGUUCUACCUGCCCGGCUUCAUGGAGGAGACAGGGUACUCCACGUAUCAGGGUCCGGUUAUGCUGUCGGUGUUCGGUGUAGCCAAUAUUAUUGGUAUAGCGGGUCUCGGCUGGAUGGGUGACUUACCAUGGGUAAACAUCACGAAAACCUACGCUCUGUGCCUCAUCUUCUGCGGAGUCUCCAUAAUCAUGUUCCCCGUGCUCAUACGCAUCAUGGACCCGCUGGCGCCUCACAGCUUCUACAUAAUAGCAGUGAACGUCGUUAUAUUCGGGCUGACAUUCUCGAGUUCCUACUCGUACACGCCGAGUAUUUUGGUGGAGCUGAUCGCACUGGAGAGGUUUACUAUGGCGUAUGGGCUGGUGCUGCUGAGUCAGGGGUUGGGGCAUCUUGUUGGACCACCUAUGGCUGGUGGCUUGAAAGACAAGACCGGCUACUGGGAUGCCGCAUUCUACGUGGCCGGCAUCUGGGUGAUCAUCUCCGGUAUUCUGGUCGGCGUGAUUCCGUACACCAAGAACUUCCGGAUCUGCGGCAACGCUCCGCUGGCGAAGGACGUUGCUUCGGAACCUGAUCCAGGUGUUAGGAUCAUUGUGCAUUAAACGAAGAAGGAACGUGCGCUUUGGAGGGUCUGCCAUCUUGUGACUUAAACAGAAAACUUAAACUUGUCAUGCCAAUAAACAGGUGGAUAGCACAGCAGUUCCCGCUCGUUCCUUAGAAUCGAAAUGUUGUGGCCUAAAUCGACUUACACUUUUCUCCAAGAUAGAUCUUGCAACAAAUGGCAUGCGAUUUUAGAUAAUUGCCGGCUAAGUAGGUGCAACGAAUUCAAAAGAUUUCAUAAGCCGCAAUGUAUCGCAAAUCGCAUGCUAUUAUCGGUGAUGUUUUUAGAGGCCAUUAGAUAAUUUUGCGAAAUUGAGGUUAGAGAAUUUGUACCUACAGUGACAUAUAAAAUAGUAAAAAAUACACGAGGGCGCCACUUUCUACGCAACUGUCACAUUUUUAACGUAAAAUGCUUAAACAUCGCAACAAUUUAGUAUGGAAUUUAGUUUAGUUCCAUUUUAUUUAAUUUCUAGUAUUUUAUAUCGCACUGUACCUAGAGUUAUUUAAAUUUGAAGUGACGAGUGUGCCUUAGAAUUGUAUGUCAUCGGAGUUAUUUGUGAUGAAUAUGAUGAUAUUGAUGAUCUACAUAGUUUUGUAUUUUAUAAUUAUACUUAGCUAUCAAUUUUGCUUUAUUAAAAUUUAAACACUCCGUGAUUUUAGUUAUUAUUAUUAGGUACCUAGAUAGCGUUUCGUAUUGUGCCUAUAAUUUUAAAUAGAUAU
Messenger RNA from Cydia splendana, 3682 nucleotides. RefSeq lists its product as uncharacterized. The record is from RefSeq and is a predicted model, not a curated record. The transcript is spliced from 6 exons. Gene Ontology annotation, cellular component: membrane. Bases 544 to 2964 code for a protein of 806 amino acids. Gene Ontology annotation, biological process: transmembrane transport. NCBI's taxonomy places the organism in Eukaryota, Metazoa, Arthropoda, Insecta, Lepidoptera, Tortricidae. Gene Ontology annotation, molecular function: monocarboxylic acid transmembrane transporter activity.